Messenger RNA from Erigeron canadensis, 1431 nucleotides. RefSeq names its product protein disulfide isomerase pTAC5, chloroplastic-like. The record is from RefSeq and is a predicted model, not a curated record. Bases 88 to 1239 code for a protein of 383 amino acids. Lineage: Eukaryota; Viridiplantae; Streptophyta; Magnoliopsida; Asterales; Asteraceae. The transcript is spliced from 6 exons.
UUUGUUAUCAAUUCGUUGUGUGUGUGUGUGAGAAUUUGAGUGUAUAUAUGGUUGUUCUCUGAAAAAAAAAAAAAAAGAGAGGAAGGAAUGUCAUCUUCCAUACCACUAACCAGUUUCAACACUCUUCUUCAUAUCCCUUGGCACCACAAAAGAACACCUUCACUAUUUAAUAUCAAUAAUUACCAUUUAGUUUCCAGUAAAUCCACGUCAUCACACAUUUGCUUCGCGUUCAACAAAAGCAAUAGUGAAGAGCGGGAAGAGAGCAGGUGGCUGAGGGAAGAGCAGCGGUGGUUGAGGGAGGAGCAGCGGUGGAUUAGAGAGGAACGACGGUGGGAGAGUGAGAGACAAUCACUUUUGAGUCAAAUUCAUGAGUUGAAGCUACAAAUAGAAGACCUGAAAAAUGUAGGAGCAAGUAAUGAUAGUGUGGGGAAGUUGCUGAGAGUGUUGAAGAAAGAGGUGGGUCAGAUUGCGGACACCGGGUCGAGUGCUUCCCCGUUGGUUGUCGAGACAGCUGCGAUUGAGGAAGUGGUUAGAAUUGUGGAUGAGGUGAAGGCAGAGGAGGUUCAGGAAAUCAACAAGCAGGAGGUGAUUAUUAAUAAUAACAAAAAGUGGACAAUGUUGAGAGUUGGAUCAGAAGGUGAUCAAGUUCAAAUGCUGCAAGAGGCUUUGCUAAAACUAGGAUUUUAUUGUGGCGAGGAAGAUGAGGAGUUUUCUAGCUUCGCAAGUGGUACAGAGAGAGCCGUAAAAACAUGGCAGUCUUCCGUUGGUGUGCCAGAAACCGGAGUGAUGACGGCCGAGCUUCUUGAAAGAUUGUUUAUGGAGCAACAAGACAAGACUUCCAGUUCCAUGGAGGGUGCAAAUGGAACCGCUGCAACUUCUGUCACAAAAGCACCAGAAAUUCCUUCAAGUUUUGUGAAAGAAGAUCCAGAACCUUACGAGUCUGAUAAUCGAGUCUAUCUUCUUGGAGAAAACCGAUGGGAAGAUGCCUCCCGGCUGAAGAAUCGAAAUGGUCAAAAUCAAACUCAAACAGAUAGCAAAGGUGUUGUGACAACAAAGUGCAUUACAUGUCGUGGAGUGGGCCAUUUAUUGUGCUUAGAAUGUGAUGGAACCGGUGAACCAAACAUAGAGCCACAGUUUCUGGAGUGGGUAGGUGAAGACACAAAGUGUCCGUAUUGUGAAGGCCAUGGUCAUAUAACAUGUGAUGUGUGUGAAGGAACAGGAGUCGGUUCUGCUGCAUAAUACACACACACAAAUCACCAUUGGCGAUUGAAUUUUGAUCAGAUCAUACAUGUAAGUAGAAGCAACUUAGUGAUAAAGGGAUAUGUAGUUGAGACUAGUAUUUGUUGAGUAGAUUUAUUUGUUAUAAGUUAAAUUUGGCUAUUCGCUCAUAAACUUGGAUUAUCAAUGAAAGCUGUGUUGACUAUUUGACAA